Stegastes partitus (bicolor damselfish) is the source of this 10547-nucleotide messenger RNA. RefSeq names its product thyroid hormone receptor beta. The record is from RefSeq and is a predicted model, not a curated record. NCBI's taxonomy places the organism in Eukaryota, Metazoa, Chordata, Actinopteri, Pomacentridae. Gene Ontology annotation, molecular function: RNA polymerase II cis-regulatory region sequence-specific DNA binding; zinc ion binding; nuclear receptor activity. The coding region runs from base 493 to 1680 and encodes 395 amino acids. Gene Ontology annotation, cellular component: RNA polymerase II transcription regulator complex. Gene Ontology annotation, biological process: negative regulation of transcription by RNA polymerase II; cell differentiation; thyroid hormone receptor signaling pathway. The transcript has 12 exons.
GCGUCCAGAGCUCAGACUGUCGUAUCCGCAUACACACACACACACACACACAGCUCUCACUCCACACACACACACACACAGACACACAGACACGCGCGGACUCACACAGACUCAGACGAGGCGCGCGCGUACAGUCCUCGCCUGAUUUGCACCAGCGCGCGGGUCAUUUCAGGUUAAAGCCCGGCGCUGUGUCCCGUUCACUGGAGCCGACGGAGAGCGCACUGGUUCCAGUAGGAGGAAUGCACAGGCACUGGGACUCACUGUGAUACCUGGACACGACCUGCAUAUGCGAGCCAGAUAAUCCUAAAUCGUGGUGAUGUCUUCAGUUUGCGUCUUUACACCGAUCAACAGUCCAAAAGGUGUUUCUCUUGGGGAGCUCAGCGGCUCCUCAGUGCUGCCCGGAGUCAGACUUCACCACUUCCUCUGCUAGGUAGGUACCCAGAUGUCUGAGGAGGCUCUGAGGAUGACUUCUUGGCCUUGAACCCCACCAGUAUGUCAGAGCCAGCAGAAAAAUGCUCCCCCCGCUGGAAAGAUGAGGCCAUUCAAAAUGGGUACAUACCAAGUUACCUGGACAAGGAUGAGCUAUGUGUAGUGUGCGGGGACAAAGCCACAGGCUAUCACUAUCGCUGCAUCACCUGUGAAGGUUGCAAGGGGUUCUUCAGGCGGACAAUCCAGAAGAACCUCAACCCAACCUACGCCUGUAAGUACGAGGGGAAAUGCGUCAUCGACAAAGUGACCAGAAACCAGUGCCAGGAAUGUCGCUUCAAGAAGUGCAUUGCGGUGGGAAUGGCAACCGACUUGGUGUUAGACGACAGCAAGAGGCUGGCCAAGCGGAAGCUAAUCGAGGAAAAUCGGGAGCGCCGUCGGAGGGAGGAACUGCAGAAGACGGUGUGGGACCGACUGGAGCCCACCCAGGAGGAGUGGGACCUCAUCCGUAUGGUGACUGAUGCCCAUAUGGCCACGAACGCCCAGGGCAACCACUGGAAGCAGAAGCGAAAAUUCCUGAGUGCAGCGGGGGUGAAGGAAGCUAAGCCAGAGGAAAUUGGUCAAGCAUCCGUGGUCAAUGCACCUGAAGGAAACAAAGUGGAUAUAGAAGCAUUCAGUCAGUUUACAAAAAUUAUCACCCCUGCCAUAACCCGAGUGGUGGACUUUGCCAAAAAACUGCCUAUGUUUUGUGAGCUGCCUUGUGAAGACCAGAUCAUCCUGUUGAAAGGUUGUUGCAUGGAAAUCAUGUCGCUGCGAGCUGCUGUCCGCUACGAUCCAGAAAGUGAGACGCUUACACUCAACGGUGAGAUGGCAGUCACUCGAGGACAGCUUAAGAACGGAGGACUGGGGGUAGUGUCAGACGCCAUUUUCGAUCUUGGCGUGUCGCUGUCCUCGUUUAACUUGGAUGACUCUGAGGUGGCUCUACUGCAAGCUGUCAUCCUGCUCUCAUCUGAUCGUCCAGGCCUGAGUAGCGUGGAGCGAAUCGAGCGCUGCCAAGAGGAGUUCCUGCUGGCCUUUGAACAUUACAUCAACUACCGCAAACACAAAGUGGCACAUUUCUGGCCCAAGCUGCUAAUGAAGGUGACGGACCUGCGGAUGAUCAGCGCCUGCCACGCCAGCCGGUUCCUCCACAUGAAAGUGGAAUGUCCCACCGAGCUAUUCCCUCCUCUCUUCCUAGAGGUCUUCGAGGACUGACCAAUGGAUUUCAGUGUAUGUGUGUGUGUGUGUGUGUGUGUGUGCAUGUGUGUGUGCAUGUGUGUAUGCGUGUGUGUGUGUGUGUGUGUGUGUCAGCGCCUGGGCACCCUGGUGGUCUCAGGGCUGGAACCAGCAGAAGGCCCAUCACAAUGAACUUUCUAUUAGCACUACUGAGUGUCACUUCAUUCCAUAGUUUAGGAGUAGCUCUCUGGUCUAGUUUUGGAUGAAACCAUUCCUUACAGUGCGGGUACAUGUGAAUAGCCUUUUUGUUUUUGUUUUUUUCUGGUUUGUUUUGUUGUUAUUGUGGAUAUAACCUCUCACCUCGGAUUUUACUCUAGGUUUUUUUGUGUUGAUGAUUGUACAGUUGACAUAAUGGUGAUCUUAUCAACACUUGUUCAUUCAGUAGAAACCAUGCAAUUGUUGUAUUUUCCUUCCUUUAUGUCAAAAAACUCAAAAUGGCUGCUCACCUGAUACACAGAGUAAGACAUUGUCAGUGAUCCAUUAGCCUUUUCCCCCACCUGCUUGACUUUAUUGGACCCGCUUGUUGGUUAAUAUAUUAACUGUCAUCCAUCCAGUGAGUGUCUGGACUGUUCAGUACUUUACCCAUUAACAGCAACACUCGCUCCAGUGGACACCACCUCACAGGAAGUCUCUGGGUAGCCACACAUUACAAGGUGAAGUCAGAAUGCUGCAUUCCAGAGCUGUCGGAAAAAUCUGAAUUUUGCAGUCGGAGAUCAGCUCAAGAGGGAGGUCCAAGCAAGAGACAGUAACUUUUCUUGACAUCUAUUUGGCAGCACACACUGUUAACACUACAAAACAAGUGUCUUCUGCUUGUUUUCAGGCCUCCAGAUACAUUUAGCUUUCAGUAAAGUUUGAGCACAUACACGCCAUUUUGACAUGAGUGCUAAUGCAGUAUGCUAAUUGGCUAGCACGCACUAUUAACUACCUGGACAAUAGUAGUUUUGCACUACAACUGCAUAUUCAAGCCAGUGUAAAAGAAGAAAUACACCAAUCUGAUCAAUAAAACAAGACAGGAGUAUAUUUUGAAAAUCACAAGUCAAAUUUUUGAGAUUCAUUUUGGAAGAGCUGGAAACAGCUGGAAACAGCUGGAAACCAAAGCGUCAAAUGAAUGUAAAAAACUUUUGUCACACACUUAAGACAUAUUCAAGAAAAACCUGUUCAGUCACAUGGCUUUGCCUCUGAGAUGUUGUGUGUUCUCCUAAGAAGAGAGCAUCAAACCAAACUCCAUUCAAAAUCUGCUGAUUUAAUCACAACCUCAGCGUGCUGUUGAAACGGUCAGAUCCACAUAAGAGCUUAGACAUGAGCACACUCUCAGUUAGAGUUGGCUGAAGAAAAUAAGGAAUAACAAAAGCCUAAGAGGAGGAUAUAAAGUCUGCUGAACAGAGGAGUGGAAUGACACAAAGGGCUUAAAUCAUAUUGUAGGAGGCGCUAAUGUUUGACAGACUGUAUGUCUGUGAGCACAUAUGUGACACGUGUGUGUUGCUUUCACCAAAGCUCGUUCGUGGUAGAGCUGUAAGGACUUGUUGGAUUUGUUUUCCGAGCACAAAUGACCAAAAAAAACAAAAAGCGAAAGCUGUUAUCAGCUUCUCGAAUGUUCAGAUUUGUGCUUUUCAGACUACUUGUCAGACAGCACAAGACGUGAAGGUGUCGCCUCAGGUUCUGAGAAACCGAGAAGGUCAUGUUCUGGCAUUUUACAGACUCACAAAAAAUGACAAUCAACAAUAGCAUUGGGCAAUGAGUCCCACCCACCCUCCAGUGCUUUAUGUGUCACAAAAGCAGAGCUGCAAUUGUAGAUCAAGAGUUAUAGUUGAUAGACAGACAAAUAAUCAUUCUGAUAAUCAAUUAUCAUGUUGAGGUCAAGCAAACGUGGCUCCAGUCUGUCUUUUGUUGGGAUUUUCUUUGCUGUAUUUGACAAAAACUUAUUAAUCUGUGAAAUUUGGAGGAUUUGUUGGAUCAAAUAAAUUAAUCCAGUUUUAUUUAUAAGCCCCAAUUUACAACAUAAGUCAGCUCAGGGCACUUUGCAUAGUGAUAAUAUAAAGAAAAACCCAACAACUCCCUUUAAGCAACCUGAAGUCAAAAAAAAAAUGUUUUAAAAGGAAGAAUCGUCCAGCAGAGCCAGACUCAGGGAGGACAGCCGUCUGCUUCCACCAGUCUGGGUGAAGGGAUAAAGAAAAGGGUAGCAAGACACAGACAGACACAAAACAAGAGAAUGAUAAAUGCCAUAUAGUCACAGAGACACAGAGGACAAAGCACAAACUACAGGAGAGAGAAGACGAGGUUCAUGACAUGCAGUAGUGACGUGUAGGGAUGGAGGGAUGUAGGGUGAGAGAGGCGAGUCAAAGAGAGUUGCUCAGUGCAUCAUGGGAAAUCCCCCGGCAGCACAACUACGUCCUAACUCAGUAGUCUGACGACUUCCUCUUCAUCAGUGACAAGUAGUAAUUCUUCACUGUUCUGCAGCAUUGCAUGAAUCAAACAGUUUAUUAAGAGAAUAACUGACAUAUUGCCAAUGAAGAGAAUUCUGUUUAGUUGUUUUUUUUCCAUAGCACUGUUGUAUCUGUGCUAAAACUCUAUUUGCGUGAAGAAAUUUCCAUGUUAAUUGUUGUUUUUGCCUUUAUUUUUACAAGCUGGACCAUGACAACACACAAAAGCUGUAAUUUCCAACCUGGGGAUUCAGACUUGACCAACAGUGACGGGAAUGCAGCAGUAGUGUUACAGUGAGCCUGCUCAUCAUUGCCAGAGACUGGUCAGGACUAACUAAAGCACAUAAUGGCACUGAUGUCAUGAAAUGACAAUCAUAUAGUACUCGUUUUUGUGUAACAAUGCCACAUGUUGUGCCAAAACCAAGUGAAUGAUGCCCUCCUUAUUAAACCCCUGCUGGGCUUUCUUAGUGAUAUCAAAACUUGGCUAACUCUGUUAGUUAGUGCAUGCCGCUGACACGCAGUCGUCCCUCUGACUCGUGUUUUAGUCCACGUUAGCAGCUUCAACUAUACAACCAGUAUGAAUUUUCAGUGUUUCAUCUCAGCUGUAUUGCUUCACAGUCCCACAUACAAUAACUUCAACUGUUUGUUCGUUUGUUUUUACGCCUCCCUGACACGGGGAGACUGUAUGUUAAAACAGUGACGUCAUGGUGCUAUGGUGGGUUGGGGCAAUGGCUGAUUGAACUGUAUUGUUAUUUACAUGUUUAAAAAAAACAGCCCACCACCUCUUAUGAUGGCAUGCAUAUACACUAACACACAGACAUGUACAUAUACAGUACAUACAGUAUAUCUGUACACAUACUGCACACAUGCACAUGUAGGCAUGUGCUUGGACAACACAUGGGUCGGACCCCACCACUGUGACCACACGGUGGGAUUUGCAGGCCAAGUGAAAGUUGGCUGACCCAAAAACAGUAUGAUUCAUCAUCAGCAAGGUACACUGAGAGAGCUGGUGAGAUUGUGAAAACGUAGCGCUCUGUCCUUUCUUUUAUUUUAGCCGGUAUGUUCUUCUUUUGUUGUUCUAAACAGCCUGUCUAUGGUAUUGUUGUUUGCAAUAUGAUGAACAUUUGCUUUGUAUAUCUCGCUUUUUCAAGCUUCACACUAUUCCUCAAAGCAGCUUGUGUUUUGUUUGUUUGUUUUUUUUCUCAUUUCUGUGAAGUGAUGCCUUUUUAUCAAAGCAAUAGACUUGCUGCAGUGUUUGAAUGACCCGGACCUCACACACACACCUCGCAAACUGUACAGACUCAAAUAAAUGCACAGACAAUCAGAGGGAGAUAGAUGAAUGGUAAAUGGCGGGGAGGCACCCAGGCUGAAGCGUUCCCCUGUCAGCGUGCCGGGCUGGGCCGAGCCGGGCUGAGCCAGAGCCAUUUAGAAAAGUAGCAUUGGCCACGUUUACAUGCACCCAGUGUUGUCCGCAGUCCUGUCGAGGCCACCGUCUUGUUAAGUUGUGUGCAGGUGCCAUCAAUAAACCUGUCAACAGAGCAGCCCCGGUAGAAGAGAUCCAGUAAAAAUCCACAUCCCGUCAGCGAGUGCUUUAUCUCUGCUUGAUUCAUGACUUGAUCUAAAAUGAUGCGCAGAAAAUGUGAAGUGAAUUCAGCCUUUUGUCACAACAGGGGCUGGCUGAACAAACCUGAUAGAUAUUAGAGUGACCCACUGACUGGUUCAUAGAUGAUCUAAUGGCGCUUUUCAAUCAAACCUCCCAGGAACUAAACUCAGGAACUAAAUGAGGACAUAGAAAGUCCAUUUGGUGCUCUUGUGUUUGCGCUGCCAUGCAUGUCAAGAACCAUCAAGAUUACACAUUAGCAAAUUAGACCUAGAAAAAAACAUGAAAAUAAUCAUCAAUAUUAAAGUGAAUUGCUCUUUGCUAAGCGCUGGUCUGCCAGGAACAGCUACGACUGGUCAUCAUUCUGACUGAAAGCUGUACAUGUGCUGUAGCCGGUAGAGACCUGAUGCUGUUUUCCUCUGCAGUAGCUCAGGGUCUGUGUGAAGGCAGCCUGAACCUUUGUCAAUCUUUCUAAACCCUCUUUCAGGGGAGAAAAAAGUAGUUGGAGAAGACAAACAAACUCAGAGAUUUGGGGUCAUGUCCAGUAGCUACUAUUAGAAGUCAAAGCUAUUGGGAUGUACAUCCCAAAGGAAACAGAUUGGCUUAAAGGCCUAAUUAGGGGGUUGUUUCCAUUAACGUCGCUCCAGCCUCAAGUUCCUGUUGUGGAGCGGCACCUAUACAGUUCAGUUAAGUCCACCCCGAUAACUGGCUACAAUUAUCUCCUGGCUCAGGAGCAGGGACUACAAGUGGCUGAACUGUGGCCUGUGAACCACAACUAGAGCGAUGCUAAGCUAUCAAAAUGGAAGCACGACUCUCAAGUUCCUCUAAAUGUUUUUCUAAAGCUUCAUCAGUUGGCUUUUGUUGGUGGUGUUGUUGUAUUGGCCACUAAGGAGCAGAACUCCACAACAAGCUGACAGACAACCUUCACAUAAUUAAUUAACAUCAAUAAUUCAUCUGUUUGCAAACAGUAUGAUAGUGAAUAUUUACAUGUUCACCAGACACAGAGCAGCAUCAGUAUUCCAACUCCUGAAGGACGUAUGUAGCCGUUAACCUGCUGGAUGUUCAGAUGUCUUCACAGCUAGUUGCUAACUUUCCCUGUUGACGCUGGGGGCUGGUCAGAUGAAACAUACCGGGUUUACCAGAACUUUUAACGAGAGCAGUGAGAGACAAAGUACUACAAACUAUACAUAUUUAAAAUUACAAGACUAAUUGAAAAAAAAAGUUCUGUGGAGUUGCAGAAGUGAAUAUUAAACCUCUCUGGCGAAUUCUUGUAUGCGAACACUUGACAGUUGUUCGGCGUCCCCGUGGAGGAUGCUCAUGUCUUCAAUCACAGUUAAAUCGCUGUUGACCCGUUAAGCCGACCUCAUCCAAUUCCUUUGACAUUCUCCCAGCGCUUCUUCUUUUCUGUAACUUCUCUUUAGUUUUUGCAAAUCAGGGUUUGUAGCUUAUGUUCAUCAGUGGACCUGCAGUGAGAAGCGAACGCUGCCGACCCUGUAUUCAGCUCAAUUCGGUUUUAUUUGGACAGCAGCAAUUUACGACAAAUGUCAUUUCAGGGCACUUCACAUAGUAAGGUAAGGACCUUACAAGGGGAUUACCAAUACCAAGAAAUGCCUACAUCCUGCUUAUAGGCACUCCGAAUGACCUGAACCUAUGUCCAAGGAUCGGCAGGAUUAGAGUUUCUUGUAACUGAUGAUAAAACGUGACUUUUGAUUAGGUCUAAGUCGUAUAUGACACCUGUCUGUGAAGCCAAUCCUGGAUUUCUCAUAGUCAAGGCAGUUCACUGGUCUCCACAUCUAUCUCCAGUUAGAUGGUGCAUGUAUAUAGCCUGUAACGAGCAUACAGUCCUUACCCUCCAGGAGUCAUGAGGUGGAAAAAAUAUUCAUGUGAAAAAGUGCAGUUUAAUAAACCUACAAGUUGUUGAGCUUAAAUCUGCUGGUUGGAAAGUAUGAGGAAGGUCUGGUUAAAGACAAACUUCAACAUGUCUUUUGAGCCUGAAGCUAAGUUCUAAACUUUAAUGUGAUGAAACACAUCGAUGUUGCAUUUAUACCAAUUUAGGAAAAUCCAUGGUUGAACGUGAUGUCUAAUGUUUUACAUCAUCCUUGACCUGACAAUGCCAAUGCUGACAUACAGUCCACUGAGUGGGACUUCUGUGUGAUGGAACAUUUACAUAUUAAAAAAAAUAACUUAGCUCCACCUUAUCAGAGGUGAGCAGCCCACCUCCCUCAGCCCCCGUCCUCAAGCUGGAGUCUGAAACUGCACUCACAUUUAAAUAUAUAUAACAAACCAGAUUCAUCAUUUGUAGGCGUUCACUAUGUUUUGCUAACAGUCUGCUUCAUGUUUUUUCUGUUUUAUUGCAAUAGCUGGGACUUGUGUUGUAGAAGCAUGACCGGACUGCGUUCUUUCUCUUCAGACUCAAAUUUUACCCUCCGUCUGACUAAUGUCAUAUCAUCACUCACAGACUGCCCCCUUCCUGUCUUGCACCUGCACUGCCUCGGCUCCCCGAGCUCCGGCUUCAGGCUGGAUCUGCUGUAGACAACACACCGACCGAUGAGUAGCUUAAACAACCCAACUUCAAAGAAAUCAAAAUGUCCCUUUAACAAAACUAAUCCUAAAGUCUGGACAGUGCUUUACUUAUUUAAUGGAUUCCAUGUGUGUGAACAGCUGCACUGUUUACCUUCAAACAAUGGAUCUGCAUGUGUUCUAUACAUACUACAGCGGGGGGUCUCAUGCACACCAGAGAGCAUAAUGGUUACCUCCAGCUGCUUUGUGUUUCCUGUUUGACGGGACGACACGUAAAAGUCAAAAGUGUAACCAGAAUGUGCAUAGAACAGGACCAAGAAUUUAAAAUACAAUACUCAAGUACAUAAGGAGCAACAACCGAGUGUCCAGUUUAUUCCUCUGGCACAUGCAUCAGCAUGCUCACACUGCAGCCUUAGAUUUUAGGUCGCAUGCGUACGUCCACAGAGGAAUACAAGAAAACCCUCAUGGACGCUGGUGGAUGACAAAGGUGGAAUCAUUAAAUACCCAUUAAUUUCCAGCUGUGCCUGUUGACAGAUUAAUAUCACUUUAUUAAUAAUUUUUCUUGCUUUAUUAAUCCAUAUGAUUUAGAAAUCAGUUUGUAAUAACAUUUUGUUUAUAUGUGUUUUUUCUACCACAUGACCCCUGGGAAGCUCUGUACAAAGGAAAAGCCAACGAUAGCAGCAGAGUUCUGUCAUCGUGGUAUUUCAGCUUGAUCUAAUCGGAACAUUUUUACCUGUUUUCCACUGAUACUAUAAGAGGAUUGUUAGCUAAAUUAGCUAAACCAUGCUACCAAAACUAUUAACAGUAACCUAAUAGCUGCAUGAAUCUGUGGUCUGUCUGAAGGUAAGCUGACAAAUUCUGGCCAUUUCAAAUAGUGAACAUGUUGCUCCGUUAUUUCCUGUUUUUAUAUGUAGCAGACAUAAAGCCACCUUGUGAAUGAAUUUCUAGUAUUAAAUCCAAUAACAACUUUAGUUCAUAACUCCUGGAACAAAACAAAUCCAUUGUGUCAUUCAGUAGUCACUACAUGUGUCUCGCCUGUCGGGUGCUGAACAGUUACUGUUCAGAUAAUUUAACUGAGCUUUUUGCUAAAAACAGCCGCCUGGUAAAGAAGUUGAUGAGACAGAACCAAAGCUGUAAAAUUGUGCAGUACAACCAAAACAAGGAGCUGAAAGAUGCUGAAAUGUUCCACAGAGAUGAAUUCAUGAUCGUUCUCUGUGGGUCUGUCACAGCGAGUGACCCUCUUCUAGGUCGUCAUUUAUCUCAUUCUUCUUGUAAAAUUAAUACCUAGAGCCGAUUUAAUUUUUAAAAAUACAUUUUGGCCAUAUUACAUCAAAACACAAAUUUGAGCCUGAACUCUGUGUAGUCUGUCAUAUAAAUGUUUAUGUCUUGCAGGAUCCGUACGAACUCGUAUGAACUGUCACUUAACCGUAAUUACUUGAAUGAGCGUAUAUGCCGAGCCGUUGGUGCAUGUAAACAUAGUCAAUGUUGCCUGCUGGUUCAGAAGACGUUUGCUGUUCCUUCAGUGGUGCCAGUAUGCUGUUAUCUCUCCCACGAGUUGUUACUCUUAAGGUUACUCAGUUAUAAACCAAUAACAAGAGUUGCACCAUAGAAAAGCUAUUUUACAGUACAAAGGAAAAGGAUGUAUAUUUUCAGACUGCAGAUUUUUUUUACAGAUGUUGUUAGCAUAAUAGGAACAUGAUAUUGUUUUGCAUAUUGUUAAAAAAAAUACAGUGUCUUGCUCUCAAAUCCAUUUCCACAUCUCUGCAAAAAAAAAAAAAAAAGAACUGAGCAAGACGUAAUGAAUCGUAACAAACACUUCAAUUAGUGCAGCGUUAGUUUUACAAUUUAAAAAAUAAUAAUCUACUAUUACUGUAGCUGGAACCUCACUGCUACACAUGAACACAUUUAGGGACAACUUCUUGGUCAAAGUGUAACCAGCAUCAGAGAGAAAGUCAUCCACCGUCAACACAGAUUUCUCUCCUUGUGUGUUUGAGUGUCUUCUUGUUCAACUCAUCUGUUCAACACAUACUGGAAACCGUCAGAGAGAAAGGGAGUGAGACAAAGUGUAUGUAGGUGUAGGAGUGAAUCUGUGGCAGCAGAAGGAGAGGAUGAAAACAUUCUGCUCCAAAUACUUGCUAUUGUGUAUUUUACUGGAGACCUGGUCCAGUGAUCCACUGUCCGGCUGUGGACGGUGUUCUGACAUGAGCGCGGGGAACUUCCAGAGCAAAUGAUCUUGAUGCUCAUGAUUGACGAUGAUUGCGGCUAAUGUGAAUUGGCUCUUGUGAAUAAAGAUGGUUUUGAGAGAA